This is a messenger RNA of Uloborus diversus, 2163 nucleotides long. Its product is annotated as dystrobrevin beta-like. Lineage: Eukaryota; Metazoa; Arthropoda; Arachnida; Araneae; Uloboridae. Gene Ontology annotation, cellular component: plasma membrane; synapse. The transcript has 16 exons. Gene Ontology annotation, molecular function: zinc ion binding. Gene Ontology annotation, biological process: synaptic signaling. The record is from RefSeq and is a predicted model, not a curated record. Bases 1 to 2163 code for a protein of 720 amino acids.
AUGGACUUAGUUCAUUGCUCUGAAAACAUGAGCUAUGGCUGUGGCUCGCAGGGACCAAGUGCUGAUUAUUGCCAUCUUAUGGCAGAGCUCAAAACGCAGAAUUUCGAUGUUAUGAAAUUUUCUUCAUAUCGUACUGCUUGCAAACUCAGGUUUAUUCAGAAAAGGAUAAGUUUACAUUUGGUCGACAUAUGGAAUGUGAUAGAAGCCUUUCGAGAAAAUGGGUUAAACUCCUUGGAACCUCGGAUGGAGAUAAGCAUUCCUCGUUUGGAGACUCUUGUCACCUCCAUUUACUUUCAACUGAAUAAGCGCCUUCCUUCAUCACAACACAUAGAUCUAGAUCAGUGUACGUCUUUACUGCUCAAUUGGCUCAUGUCUACCUAUGACCCGGAAGAAACUGGUAAAGUUAGAGUGUUUUCUAUUAAAAUUGCUUUAGCAACUAUGUGCUCUGGGAAGUUAAUGGAUAAAUUAAGGUAUAUUUUUUCUCUUAUUUGUGAUAAUAAUGGGCUUCUGGUGCAGAGUAAAUUUGCAGACUUUUUGAGAGAAAUAUUGCAAGUUCCCUGCUCAGUGCAUGAAUCUCCUACGUUUGGCUACCGUGAUAACCUCCCAUCAACUAUUAUUGAUGGUCAAAGUAAAGUUACUGUCAAUGAUUUCUUGGACAUUAUCAUGUCUGAUCCUGCUCCUCCUUGCAUUGUAUGGUUACCUCUUCUACAUAGAUUGGCCAGUGUGGAAAAUGUUUUGCAUCCUGUGCAAUGUGAUGGCUGCAAUAGGGAAGCAUUUUUAGGCUUUCGCUAUCGAUGUCAAAAAUGUUACAAUUAUCAACUAUGCCAAGACUGCUUUUGGCGUGGUCGAGUGUCAGGGAGCCAUACUAGCCAGCAUGAAAUGAAAGAAUACACCUAUUAUAAAUCUCCUAGCAAACAAUUAGGCCAUUCUUUAAAGAAAUCCUUCCGCUGUGUUCCAGAAAAACAAUCAAGUGCUAUCCCCAGAUUUCCAGAAGAGCCCGAGAAAACUCUUAAUUUACAGCAUAUUGUUCCACCCUCUCCUAUCCCCAGCCAUAAUGGAUUUCAUGACCUUACAAACAAUUCAUUUGACAUGUCUUCAUUGGAUGGAAGAUCCACAACAAGAAGCUUAGAAUCUUCAAGUAGAGGAGAUGAUGAGCAUCGGUUGAUUGCUAGGUACGCUGCUCGUUUGGCAGAUACUAGAAGCACUAUGAGGAGUCCAUCAGAUCUUAGUUUAAACAUGGAUACAUCUAGACAGAGAGAUUUAAUUGCUCAAUUAGAAUUAAAAAACAGAGAAAUUAUGCGUGAAAUAGUGAGGUUGCGUAAGCAGCAAGAACAAGAAGAUGCUGCAUUACAAAACGAGCAAAAUCCUACACUUUUAGCAGAGUUAAGAGCCUUAAGACAGAGGAAGGAAGAACUGGAAAGCCAUUUGUCUACCCUCCAAGAAAGCAGGCGAGAGCUCAUGGUUCAGUUGGAAGCUUUGAUGAAAAUGCUCAAAAAUCACCAAACGUCUCCACGAUCCACACCGAAUAGUUCCCCCAGGUCGGCCACUUCCAAGUCUCCGCCGUUAUCCACUCCGUACCCACUCUCCUCCUCCCGCAGCGCUCCCACCACUCCUGGCAGCAAUCCGCUCACUUCGGAGAGUGGUCCCAACGUUCCAAACAACGUGAUGAUGGUCUACGAACAAUCGGGCAGCACGAGGAGCUUAAGAAACGAUCUCCUGGUCGCUGCCGACUCGGUCACCAAUGCCAUGUCUUCGCUCGUAAGGGAGUUGAACUCAGGGUCUGAAGAUGAAGAUAAUGGGGGAGACAGUAAAGUUUUAAGUAGUAGUCGUGACUUUGAAACUGAAGACACUGAAAGUGCUAUUGAAAGUCUGGAAGGCGGGGGAACCAAUUGGUGUGAGGAAAGGCAAAGAGCUCAAGAGAACCAUUUCCUGCAGGAAAUUCAGGCUCGCAACAAUUCUUCCAACUCGAGUCACCACGAAGCCAGCACUAUCGAGGAGGAAGACGACCAAGAGCUCUAUGAUAAUGAUCCUAGGGACCUGGACCUCUUCCAGCACCACGCAUCCCUGACGACGGACGACGAAAGUUAUGUCCGGACUGACGACGACGACGACGGCAACAACACGGACUGGGAAGAGACGAUGAGGCGAUGGGUCAAUCGCUAG